Messenger RNA from Drosophila elegans, 988 nucleotides. RefSeq names its product protein max (gene Max). NCBI's taxonomy places the organism in Eukaryota, Metazoa, Arthropoda, Insecta, Diptera, Drosophilidae. Gene Ontology annotation, cellular component: RNA polymerase II transcription regulator complex. Gene Ontology annotation, biological process: positive regulation of transcription by RNA polymerase II. The transcript is spliced from 5 exons. The record is from RefSeq and is a predicted model, not a curated record. The coding region runs from base 152 to 637 and encodes 161 amino acids. Gene Ontology annotation, molecular function: protein dimerization activity; DNA-binding transcription factor activity.
GAAUGCGGGCACACUCGGUCGUAAAACGUGAAACAGACAACAACAGAUUUAAUUACAAUAAUCACAAACAAACAUUCGCAAUAAAUAGCUGACUCUCCAAAAAUAAAUAAUUAAUUGCGCGGAAACCCCUGCAAACAAGUGAAACAACAAAAUGAGUAUGAGCGACGACGACCGUGAUAUUGAUAUCGAAAGUGACGACGAUGGGGAUUCGGACAAUGGUUUGGGAUCCUCACGACACACGAGCACUGCGAAUUUCACACAGGCCGAAAAGCGAGCGCAUCACAACGCCUUGGAACGAAGGCGACGGGAUCACAUCAAGGAAAGCUUCACCAACCUGCGAGAGGCGGUACCCACUCUCAAGGGCGAGAAGGCGAGUCGAGCCCAGAUCCUGAAAAAGACCACCGAAUGCAUACAGACAAUGAGGCGGAAGAUCAGUGAUAACCAGAAGGAUAUAGAGGAGAUCAAAAAGCAAAAUAUUAUUUUAGAUCAGCAAAUUCGAGCGUUGGAGAGUCCGAAUGGCGAUCAAUAUGCCGAAUUUCUCAGCGAGGAUGAAUUGGGCAGCGAGGAGGCCGACGAGGAUGACCUCGAGCCAGAUUUCAGCAGACGUAAUAAAAAGAUGAAGACCUUCCACGCAUAGCCGCUUGGCCAGUCCAAAAUGCGGUAUACAGGCACGUUCCGGUUUUCGCUUUCGCCAAUCUUGUGAAUAUUUUCGUCGAUUUAAGUUUACUUUUCUUAGAGUUGUGUUACCCAAAAGCAAUAGACCUCCAAAGUUGUGAAGGAAUUGGUUCCAAAUUCAAAUCAAUUUAAACUCGAUCAAAUUACUUGAAAAUGAAAACUGUAACAAGUCCGAUAAUCAUAAUCAUCAUUAGUUGUAAGUCCAUACUGUAACCCACCCACUCGACCUUAAUUUGUAUGCGUGUGUCUCUUUUUGUACUUUGAGCAAAUAGUUACUCUCUGCGCUAAUUAAUAAAAAAGUAAGUAAAAAGUA